Medicago truncatula (barrel medic) is the source of this 1978-nucleotide messenger RNA. RefSeq names its product protoporphyrinogen oxidase 1, chloroplastic. Gene Ontology annotation, cellular component: chloroplast thylakoid. Gene Ontology annotation, molecular function: protoporphyrinogen oxidase activity, oxygen as acceptor. The record is from RefSeq and is a predicted model, not a curated record. Bases 140 to 1795 code for a protein of 551 amino acids. Gene Ontology annotation, biological process: porphyrin-containing compound biosynthetic process. Lineage: Eukaryota; Viridiplantae; Streptophyta; Magnoliopsida; Fabales; Fabaceae. The transcript has 9 exons.
GAAUGUGUAAGAGCCAAUUGCAAGUUGCAAGCAAACACAGACAUUGGACAACAUAUCCGGUUAAGUUUCAGCAACAGUUCAAUUGAAGAUAACGAAUUGAAUCCGUUAUUCAUUCCUUCUUUCUCCACUUCCACCCGCCAUGGUUGCUCUCACCCUCUUUCCACCCACUCAAACCCUUCUCCGCCCUUAUCUCCAUUCCCCUUUCCCCUCCCCCAAUUCAAAAUCAAAAUUCAUUCGCAAUCGCAAUCACCAUAACCCCAUUCUCCGUCUCCGUUGCUCCAUUGCGGAGGAAUCCACCGCAUCUCCGACUAAAACCACCUCAAAAUCAAAUUCCGGAGAGUCCUCAUCCGUUGAUUGUGUAGUUGUUGGUGGUGGCAUCAGUGGCCUUUGCAUCGCUCAGGCUCUUUCUACAAAGCAUGCUCAUGGUGUCCCCAAUGUUGUUGUUACAGAGGCGAAAGACCGAGUUGGUGGGAAUAUUAUUACUGUGGAGAGAGAUGGGUUUCUUUGGGAAGAAGGUCCUAAUAGUUUUCAACCUUCUGAUCCUAUGCUCACCAUGGUGGUGGACAGUGGUUUGAAGGACGAUCUUGUUUUGGGUGAUCCUGAUGCACCUAGAUUUGUGUUGUGGAAUGGGAAAUUGAGGCCGGUGCCGGGAAAACCAACUGAUUUGCCUUUCUUUGACUUAAUGAGUAUUGGUGGCAAGAUCAGGGCUGGCUUUGGAGCACUUGGAAUUCGCCCUCCUCCUCCAGGUCAUGAGGAAUCGGUUGAAGAAUUCGUGCGUCGAAAUCUUGGUGCUGAGGUUUUUGAACGCUUGAUAGAGCCUUUUUGUUCAGGUGUCUAUGCUGGUGAUCCUUCAAAAUUAAGUAUGAAAGCAGCUUUUGGGAAAGUGUGGAGGCUCGAACAAAAUGGUGGUAGCAUUAUUGGUGGCGCCUUCAAAGCAAUACAAGAGAGAAAUAAAGUUUCAAAACCACCUCGUGAUCCGCGUCUGCCAAAGCCAAAGGGUCAAACUGUUGGAUCAUUCCGGAAGGGACUUACCAUGUUGCCAAACGCAAUUUCUGCUAGGUUAGGUAACAAGGUGAAGUUAUCUUGGAAGCUUUUAAGUAUUAGUAAACUGGAUAGUGGAGAGUACAGUUUGACGUAUGAAACCCCAGAAGGAGUUGUUUCUUUGCAGAGCAAGACUGUUAUCAUGACCAUUCCUUCCCAUGUUGCUAGUCCAUUGCUGCGACCACUGUCUCCUGCUGCUGCAGAUGCACUUUCAAAGUUUUAUUAUCCUCCAGUUGCCGCAGUUUCCAUUUCCUAUCCAAAAGAAGCCAUUAGAUCAGAAUGCUUGAUAGAUGGCGAGUUGAAGGGAUUUGGUCAAUUGCAUCCACGGAGCCAAGGAGUGCAAACAUUAGGAACUAUAUACAGCUCAUCCCUUUUCCCUAACCGAGCACCACCUGGAAGGGUUCUACUCUUGAAUUACAUUGGAGGGGCUACCAAUUCUGGGAUUUUAUCAAAGACGGAGGGUGAACUUGUUGAAGCAGUUGAUCGAGAUUUGAGAAAAAUCCUUAUAAACCCAAAUGCUCAGGAUCCAAUUGUUUUGGGGGUUAGAGUGUGGCCUCAAGCUAUUCCACAGUUCUUAGUUGGACAUCUUGAUCUUCUAGAUGCUGCUAAAGUUUCUCUAAAAAAUACUGGAUUUGAGGGGCUGUUCCUUGGGGGCAACUACGUGUCUGGUGUUGCCUUGGGAAGGUGUGUUGAGGGAGCCUACGAGAUAGCAGCUGAAGUAAAUGAUUUUCUCUCGCAGAGAGUGUACAAGUAGCGGUGUGUCCAUUUCAUUGUAAUGACAAAGUUUAUCAGAUUUAUUGUGUUAGGUUCUGGGUGGCUUCUGUUACGGGUAUUUUUCAUCCACUUACACAUGCAUUUAGCAAGGUAGCUAUCACUUUGCCACCCCCAUGUAGAUUUUGACCAGAUGUAUGUAAAUCCAGACAAUGUUUUGAAAUAA